Messenger RNA from Vicia faba (fava bean), 483 nucleotides. The record is from the annotation of a GenBank genome assembly. NCBI's taxonomy places the organism in Eukaryota, Viridiplantae, Streptophyta, Magnoliopsida, Fabales, Fabaceae.
AUGAAAACCACUAAAAUCAUGUCGAGAUCUGGAUUGGGGAAUGAGUACGAGUUCCCUCCCAGAUUUGACAAACUUUAUGAAUCACCACCACAACCACACCUAUUGGGUUCACAAAGUAACUUUCCUCUUAAUCAUUCUUCUCUUUCUUUUGGACAUUUAAAUUAUCUACCUGGAAUUAUUAGCUAUUCUGAUGUGCCAUUUUUUUCAACGGCUACUUUGCCUUCCACCUCAACCAACACCUCUAAGAAGCGUAGAGGUCGACCUUACGGAUCUCGCAACAAAAAGUCAUGUAUGAAUAUCGUUUAUGGUUUUGUGUCUGUUAGCAUAAAUAAAAGUGAACAAAAAAGAUAUGAUGGAGUAAAGGGGUCAUUUGCUUCAUUAUCAAAUGGUCGUUCAUUUGGUGGUAAAAUUGACGGUGUUCUGAUUGCUGCCUCUCCAGUUCAGAUAAUACUAGGGAGCUUUUUUCUGAGGGUCAAGAAGUAG